CAGAAGUGGCUGAGCUUUCAGUCUAACUUGUGAUUUGAAGGCAUCAAGAUGCGUCUAGCAAUCGUGGUAUUUACGGUGAUCGCCGUUUUUUUGGUUUCAGAAACCGAGUCAGCCGUUUCCACGGGAGUUUUCAAGGAUCCAGCCCAUCCUGGAAAAUGUGUCGUUGACGGCUUUGUUCUUGAAGAAGGUCAGACUGCACGCCAUCCAAAGAGAUGUGAGCGAAUUGUGUGCCAAGCCAAUAGUGAAGCACAGCUUCAAUCAUGUGGUGUCUAUGGACUCCCCCCCGGAAAGAAAUUCGGAAAAUUCACAGCACCAAACGCUGAUUAUCCCGCCUGCUGUGAUCGUGAGAUUAUUAAUGAAUAAUACCAGUUCUGUAAUACACAUGUUUUAACACAAAAUAAUUAAAAGCCGGAAUAUCGUAAUAAAAUAAAGAUACAAAUUUAUAUU
Drosophila takahashii is the source of this 447-nucleotide messenger RNA. RefSeq lists its product as uncharacterized. Lineage: Eukaryota; Metazoa; Arthropoda; Insecta; Diptera; Drosophilidae. The record is from RefSeq and is a predicted model, not a curated record.